Salvia miltiorrhiza (redroot sage) is the source of this 1065-nucleotide messenger RNA. RefSeq lists its product as uncharacterized. The transcript is spliced from 4 exons. Lineage: Eukaryota; Viridiplantae; Streptophyta; Magnoliopsida; Lamiales; Lamiaceae. The coding region runs from base 1 to 1065 and encodes 354 amino acids. Gene Ontology annotation, biological process: regulation of DNA-templated transcription; phosphorelay signal transduction system. The record is from RefSeq and is a predicted model, not a curated record. Gene Ontology annotation, cellular component: nucleus. Gene Ontology annotation, molecular function: DNA-binding transcription factor activity; DNA binding.
AUGUCUGUGGAUGACGACACGAUCACGGCCAUGAGGGUUAUUGAGAUCGGAGCAUUUCUGUACAUCAAAAGGCCAACGACCCUCGAGAUGCUGAGAUGCCUGUGGCAGCACGUGGCGAGGGAGAACGCACGUGCGAUGAGAGAGCGCGAGAGGCUAAUGGCGGCCAACCACGUCACUCCUCCACGUGGCAUCGAGUUUCGCGAGAUGACUCAUCAUCUCGAAGAAAACCCUAGCAGUGUGGGGCCCAACAACUUGUUCGCGAUCGCGGCGAGGGAGAAGGGGAAAUUUAAGAAAGGUUAUUACCAUAAGGGAAGGCAAGUUGAGGAAGAAUACAACUCGGAUAAUAAUGUGAGUGCCCAUGGAAAGGUUAAGAGAAAGGUUUGUACCGAGUGGACUCAGGAACUACACGAGAAAUUCAUGGAUGCUGUCGAACAACUCGGAGAAGGAAGGUGCUUCCCAAAGGAGAUAUUGGAGUUAAUGAACGUGCCGGGACUAACAAGAAUGCAAGUGGCAAGUCAUCUUCAGAAAUGUCGCAAUGACAACUGGCGAUCCCCCGUUGAGCGAAAGUUGACCCUAGGGACCCAUCCCAUGUCGUCUGAUGGAGAAGGGUCCCACCAAAAGCCAAGGCGGUUCGGGUCCAUGCCCCGAGUAGAAAAGGCUCCUUCGGACAGUCAAGGCAGCGGGGGCGGGCAGGGAUCGAGAAGUGAAACGGGAGCUAGGGUUACUGAAACAGUGAUGGUUAACCAAAUCACAUAUCAACAGCAUUAUGGUGCAUUGGUUCCUCAUCCAGACAUUAUUGAACCAGGCAUAAACCCUUCCAACCAAUUAGCUGAUGGUUUCUUUAAUUUAGAUACAGAUUGCAUGAUCCAGAAUUUCUCUGCUCUACCUCAAGGAUUUGCAGGCAUCACUCAUUCUCAAUUCAGCUCCAGACCUCUCUCUUUUGAGUCGGUCUACGUCCAUAACCAGACAAACUCGAAAGCCGCGAGCAUGGACAGCGGGAGCCAGUGGACUGGUUCGGAAAAUUCGAACUUUUGCAGUGGUGAUUCGCAAACCAAGCCAAAUUGA